GGAGGUGUGAGCUGCCGGCAGGAGGACAGAGUCGAGGAAGAGCGGAAGAAGAGACAGCAGACCUCCCUACAUUGCAGGCGACCAUUCCUCCACGGAAAGGCAGAGAAACGCUCCUCUUUGCAACAGAUUAUUUUGGUUUUCCCCCCAAGGCUGAAGGUGUCCAACAUGCCUCGGAUCUAACGUCUCUGGAGGAAAACGAGGAAUAUUAAACUCCCCUGGUGGAUGUGGACACCUCAACUGUGGACAUGGAAAAGAUAGUGAAUUUAUCCCUUUCUGUGCUGCUGGUUUUAUGGGGAUGCGCGCACGGAGGCUCGCCCAGUGUCCAGAUUGGGGGACUUUUUCCAAGGGGCGCGGAUCAAGAGUACAGCGCUUUUCGGAUAGGAAUGGUUCAGUUUGGCACCCAGGAAUUCAGAUUGACGCCUCACAUUGACAAUCUGGAAGUGGCGAACAGUUUUGCUGUCACCAACUGCUUCUGUUCACAGUUCUCCAGAGGAGUAUACGCCAUUUUUGGAUUCUACGACAAGAAGUCAGUGAACACCAUCACAUCUUUCUGUGGGACGCUCCACGUCUCCUUCAUCACACCCAGCUUCCCUCUGGAUGGGAAUCAGCAGUUUAUCAUCCAGAUGAGACCCGAUAUCAAGGGGCCACUACUCAGCCUCAUUGAGUACUACAAGUGGGACAAGUUUGCCUACCUGUACGACAGUGAUCGAGGCCUGACGACGCUGCAGGUUGUUCUGGACACAGCUGCAGAGAGGAAAUGGCAGGUGACAGCCAUCAACGUUGGGAACUUAAAGGAUGAGAGGAAGGAUGAGGCGUACCGCUCGCUGUUUACUGAUCUGGAGAACAAGAAGGAGAGGAGGGUGAUCCUGGACUGUGAACAGGACAAAGUCAAAGACAUCAUGGAGCAGGUUAUCACAAUCGGCAGACAUGUCAAAGGCUACCACUACAUUAUAGCCAAUCUGGGUUUCAUUGAUGGGGAUUUAUCCAAAAUUCAGUAUGGCGGAGCCAACGUGUCAGGCUUUCAGAUCGUUGAUUUUGAUGAUCCGUUGGUGUCCAAAUUUGACCAGAGAUGGGAGGCCCUGGAAGAAAAGGAGUAUCCUGGUGCUGACAGUAAAAUAAGAUACACAUCAGCGCUGACCUAUGACGCGGUGCAGGUAAUGACAGAGGCCUUCCGCUAUCUGCACAAGCAGCGCAUCGAUUUCACCAGGAGGGCCAACAAUGGGGACUGCCUGGCUAACCCUGCUGUUCCCUGGGCUCAGGGAGUGGAGAUUGAAAGAGCACUGAAACAGGUUCGUGUGGAAGGCCUGACAGGAAACAUCCAGUUUGAUCAACAUGGCAAGCGAGUCAACUACUCUGUGAAUAUCAUGGAGUUGAAAACCAAUGGUCCUGUAAAGAUUGGAUACUGGAAUGAAGUUGACAAAAUGGCUGUCACUAAAUCAGACGUCUUCGCCAAUGAAUCAACAGGAAUGGAAAACAAAACUGUUAUUGUAACCACCAUCUUGGAAGCUCCAUAUGUCAUGCUAAAGAAGAAUGCCGACCUUUUUGUAGACAAUGAGCGCUACGAGGGCUACUGUGUAGAUCUGGCUACCGAGAUAGCGAAGCACUGUGGAUUCAAAUACCAACUGAAGAUAGUAGGAGACGGAAAAUAUGGAGCCAGAGAUGCAGAGACCAAGAUCUGGAAUGGGAUGGUUGGAGAGUUAGUGUAUGGAAAAGCAGACAUUGCUGUGGCUCCUCUGACCAUCACUUUGGUUAGAGAGGAAGUGAUUGACUUUUCUAAACCUUUCAUGUCUCUGGGAAUCUCCAUCAUGAUAAAGAAGCCUCAGAAAUCCAAACCAGGGGUCUUCUCUUUCCUGGACCCGUUGGCCUAUGAGAUCUGGAUGUGUAUUGUUUUCGCCUACAUCGGUGUCAGUGUGGUGCUCUUCCUCGUUAGCCGCUUCAGCCCAUAUGAGUGGCACACUGAAGAGUAUGAGGAUGGACAGAUCCAGACCAAUGAGUCAACUAAUGAGUUUGGCAUAUUCAACAGUCUGUGGUUCUCUCUCGGAGCUUUCAUGCGCCAAGGCUGUGACAUCUCACCAAGAUCUCUGUCUGGGCGCAUUGUCGGUGGUGUUUGGUGGUUCUUCACUUUAAUCAUCAUCUCCUCCUACACUGCAAACCUGGCUGCUUUCCUGACUGUUGAGAGGAUGGUGUCCCCCAUUGAGAGUGCAGAGGACCUGGCCAAACAGACUGAGAUUGCCUAUGGGACACUGGACGCUGGCUCUACUAAAGAGUUUUUUAGACGCUCAAAAAUCGCCCUCUUUGACAAAAUGUGGACGUAUAUGCGCAGCGCUGAGCCCUCUGUGUUUGUGAAAACCACAGCUGAGGGAGUACAGAGGGUCCGUAAGUCUAAGGGGAAGUACGCGUACCUGCUCGAGUCCACCAUGAACGAGUACAUCGAGCAGCGGAAACCCUGCGACACCAUGAAGGUGGGAGGCAACCUGGACUCCAAAGGCUACGGGAUCGCCACACCGAAAGGAUCCUCAUUAAGAACGCCAGUAAACCUUGCAGUAUUGAAACUCAGUGAGCAAGGCGUCUUAGACAAGCUGAAAAACAAAUGGUGGUACGAUAAGGGUGAAUGUGGAGCCAAGGACUCUGGAAGUAAGGAGAAGACGAGUGCCCUCAGCCUGAGCAACGUGGCUGGGGUCUUCUACAUUCUGGUCGGAGGACUCGGCUUGGCCAUGCUGGUGGCCUUGAUUGAGUUCUGUUACAAGUCCCGAGCCGAGGCGAAACGAAUGAAGAUGACCUUUGGGGACGCCAUGAGGAAUAAAGCGAGACUUUCCGUCACUGGGAGUACUGGGGAGAAUGGUCGGGUGAUGACUCCAGAGUUUCCUAAAGCCGUCCACGCUGUCCCGUACCCAAGACCUGACAUGGGACUGAACGUCAGCCUGACAGAUCUGUCCUGAUUGAUGAGAAAUUUCUGAGUGCCUUACAAUGGUUUCAAUAGAGCGAAUUUUUUCAUGUGUCCUACCCUCCCUCUCUCUGUUCCGGCGCUUUUUUCUGUCUGUCUGCUGAAAAGGGAAAGGUUGGAGACAGAGGCUUUAUUUUGUCUCUCACAAAGACUCAUAUAUUGUUGCUGUCUCUGUUUCUCACCGUAUUGCAAAUGCCUCCCCCUCUCUGGGUGGAAUUACAUCUCGGAACAAAAGGGAGGCUUUUUUCUAUACUGAUGACACCAUGCUUUUCCUAUCUAUCUGUCUGGACUGGACUGGACUAGGACCGAAACGAGGGCUUGAUUGACAGCAACGGCUGCUUCUGGGAGUUUCUGUCAUCUUAACUGUCUGUGUGCGAGUGUGUAAGUGAAGAGUGAGCAGGAAGAUGUCGUCAAACACACUGUUUCUGUAGCCACCACCGCCAAACAGAUUUUCAAGCACACUUGAUAUCAUCUGCAUUAAGAUGUGAAAUGGUCCCUUUUUUUCUAAGAAAAUCAAUGAAAAAAGUUUAUUGAAAAAAAUAUUUUUAUGUAUUUUCACAAAAUAGCUUUUAAAUAAACUUGCUUACAUACUGGUUGAAUAUAAACAUCUUAAUGUGUGAUAAAGAAAUAAAAAAUACUAAACAGCUUCUAGUUCCAUAUUUUUAAAGCCAAAUACAUUGCAUAUGGGGUGAGAUAUUGAAAUCAUGUAAUUAAUUCCUAUUCUAAACUUUCCUGUAUAUUUUAUUCUUUAACAUUUGGUGUUGAUAUGAAAUAUAUGUCAAUGCUUGACAUUUGGACUCAAUCCUUCUACGUUUCUCUUGUUAUCGUUGGUGCAGCAAUUAUUUUGCUUUCUUCUUUUGUCUCUUUGUUUGCUUUCAGUGCUUCUGUUUGUAUUUUUUCUGACAAGGACCAGGGUUUGUUCUACUUUUCAAGAUAAAAUAAAUCUGUUUACAUGCCAGGAAUGCAAAACAGAAAACAAAAAAUUGUAUGGUACGGUAUAUUGCAUCAUAUUUUGGAGUGACAUCGAAAAGGCAUCAACAUCUACAUGGUUUACGUGGUGGUUCCAAAUGCCAAAUAAGUAAGAGUGCCAAAUCCUAGUGCCAGUAGAUAUAAAUAUAGUCUUAAUAUAAUCAAUCACUGUCAUCUCAGUGAAUGUAAAUGAUACAUUCUGUAACUUUUGUAACUAGAUGUACAGUUGGUGGCAAUGACAGUGCUAAUACAAUAGCCUUUCUCGCUUUGUUUUUCCUGUCUCCAUGUAUUUUGCAUUGAUCUGACAAUAAAGUAGCACCAGUUGCAUGUUGUUGCCGCAAAUACAUUUGUUGAUUUCAUUACCGCCAAACAUGCGUUUUCAUUUUAAUGUUGAACUUGUGAGGUUUACUGUUUGAAUCGGAAAUACAAUGUUAGACAAAUAUACAAUAUAUACAUAUAUACAUAUAUUUUAUAUAAAAAGUUGAAAAUACAAAAAUUAUAGCCCCUUUCUUUGAAUCAUACUCUGCUGGUUUCAUUAGGUUCUGAAUCUGGUAAUUAUUUGACUUCUGCAGUCUAUCAUCAGCCACUUACAAACUGAUGCAGACAGACACCGUUAACUUUACGUACUGCAAUUGACAAAUGAAGAGUCCUUGAACAUCAACACAAAGGGAGGUCAAUUGUACGAUUAUUAUCACUGUUGUUUUUGUACUCCAAAAUAGAAACAUACUGUAGUUGCUUAUCAGUAUCAUUGCAUAUUCAGGCUAUUCUCACUGACAUUUUGUAUAUGGAAUGUGUGCUAACUUGUUUAAUUUUUGGGACUCUUUAUUAAUAAAAGUGGCUGAUCUC
This is a messenger RNA of Cheilinus undulatus (humphead wrasse), 4759 nucleotides long. RefSeq names its product glutamate receptor, ionotropic, AMPA 2b (gene gria2b). The record is from RefSeq and is a predicted model, not a curated record. The transcript is spliced from 16 exons. Gene Ontology annotation, molecular function: transmitter-gated monoatomic ion channel activity involved in regulation of postsynaptic membrane potential; AMPA glutamate receptor activity. The coding region runs from base 246 to 2939 and encodes 897 amino acids. Gene Ontology annotation, cellular component: postsynaptic membrane; AMPA glutamate receptor complex; dendritic spine. NCBI's taxonomy places the organism in Eukaryota, Metazoa, Chordata, Actinopteri, Labriformes, Labridae. Gene Ontology annotation, biological process: synaptic transmission, glutamatergic; modulation of chemical synaptic transmission; monoatomic ion transport.